This is a messenger RNA of Priapulus caudatus, 3840 nucleotides long. RefSeq lists its product as uncharacterized. Gene Ontology annotation, molecular function: RNA polymerase II transcription regulatory region sequence-specific DNA binding; DNA-binding transcription factor activity, RNA polymerase II-specific. NCBI's taxonomy places the organism in Eukaryota, Metazoa, Priapulida, Priapulimorpha, Priapulimorphida, Priapulidae. The transcript has 5 exons. Gene Ontology annotation, biological process: regulation of transcription by RNA polymerase II. Bases 316 to 3840 code for a protein of 1174 amino acids. Gene Ontology annotation, cellular component: nucleus. The record is from RefSeq and is a predicted model, not a curated record.
GAUGGCGCCAUACAUUGCAAAGCAAAAAUGACAGUCGAAGAAGACACUGUCACUGUGACUGUCACAGUCGUUGUUUGUGUAAUCAUUGACAUUGGUUGAGUUCUACUUCGUUUGUUCUUUGCUUCAAUAAAGUCAUAUUUUUAAGAGAUCCAUCUGAAAGAGAGGUUUGAUAUCGCACAGGACCUAGCAUUUGUCUAGGUAGCAAGCAACUUUUGAAAAGGCACACAAGGAACACAUGCAACCAGCAAUUCUAAUCACUUGCUAAAUGAACCAAAAAUCCACAGUAAUGUAGAGUGCAGGAGUGAAAACCCCAGUAUGGCUAGAGCUGAAAAUGAACAAUCUUUAGUGGCUAACUUGAGUUCUGGUGUGGAUUAUUUGAAAAUUCAGAAUAAUCUAUUGGGCAUUAAAGCUGAAACAGAAUACUCAGUCACUGACAACAAUCUCAGCAAUCUGUCAAGUGAAAAAUCCAACAUGGAAGUCGAAGGCAAGCCAGAUGUGAAUUGUAACGGAUUACACAGCUCGCCCAACCCUCAUUCACCAGAUGUCAGCACUCUUCUAGACAAUACCCCAUUUCGUUCGGAAACCCAGGACCAGUCCCUAUUAGAUGGCAGCAUCACACGGUCGCAGCGAAGGAAACGGACGAGGAAUUUAAUGUUGCCUGCAGAAACGUACGAGACGUUCUACUUCUGCCUGGUGUGCAGCCAGGGCAUCGGCAACAAGAAGGGGCUAGCCGACCACAUGCGCGAGUUCCAGCAUGGCGAGUCUCCGCGCUGGAAAGCAUUCCAGUGUCCUUCGUGUCAGAUGGUGUUUGCGAACGCGAUGGACGUCGUCACUCACCGCGAGACGCAACACGAUCUGCGGCGUCAGUUCGUCUGCGACGUGUGCGGCCUCGCCUACCACAGGAAGAAGUACUUCUUCCACCACCGGCUGACGCACGGGAGCCGCCGGCGCAUCGCGUGCGACCGCUGCGGCGUCACCUGCUCCACACGACAGGUGCUGCGCCGCCACAUGACCCUGCACCGCGCCGACGCCCCCUAUCGCUGCGCCGUCUGCCAGAAGCGAUUCAAGUCGGACGACCGGCUGCGGGCGCACGUGCGGAUGCAUGUCAGCGAGGCAGUGGCGGCUCGGCACGACGACACGGCGAUCGCGGCUAGGAGGACAGAUGGCGCUGGAGCGGUGGCGCGGCGGGACGGAGUCGUGAAACCAGUCGAGUGUGAGACAUGUGGCAAGACAUUCAAGCAGCAGCAGCUUCUGCACGCGCACACUGCGCGUUUCCACGGCAAUGCGGCGUCACAGACGCACGGGCGGAUGCGCGACCACGUCGCCGUGGAGACGACGCGCGGCGGCGAGCGGCAUGCGUGCGGCGUCUGCCAGCGCGUCUACACGUCGCAGGUGUACCUCGAGCGGCACACGCAGCUGCACUUGGAAGCUCGUUGGCGGCGUAGCCAUGUGUUCACCCUCCCUGCCACACGCGUCACGCACGGCCAUGACGACAAUGUUGACAACACAUUCAUCUGCUCGGCGUGCGACGACCACUUUCACUCCCAGGUGGCGCUCACGAGCCACGUAAACGAUGUGCACCGUGGGGUGCCGCGUCUCCGGCACUCCAGGCCGGCGUCACCGCCGCCUGAUGACGAUUCGGCGCGCGCGGUCGCGCUGUGGCAGGCACCGGACGAGUCUCCUCAAACUACGGGCGAAGAUUGGCUCCAAUCACAGCACGACGCAGAGUUACCGUCGACGAAUCAUGACGCGGUACACUUCAGGACGGAGUCGGACACGGCGACCGUCAUGGCGGACGGGUCGCGUGGCAGCAGGUCGGAGCGGCCGUCACGCAAGCAGCGCUUCCCGCAGAAGCUGGGCAUCUUUCGGCCGCGGCUGCUCGACCCCGGGAGUGGCGACGUUGAACGCUCUGAAGCGGUGGAGUCCGCAGCGCCCCCUGCUGGUCCGCGGGAGCACUGCUCGGAUGCCGAGGCUGCAGCACGCUUGCUGUUCCACGCAGCGAACAAGUCGUCUUCAUGCGCGGCGCAGGACGCCCGCGAUGAGGUCACGUCCGUGACCCCGCGACCCGACGUUUACACAUCGCCGUUCUUCAAGAGUGUCGUGCCGCGGAAAGAUAGAUGGGCGCCGGUCACCUUCAGCGACGACCCACCGCGACACCGGCGCACUCUGGCGCAGCUGCUCGGCGGCGGUGCCCUCGACGACGCGACCGCCGGGAGAGCGGGAGCACUCCUGGAGAUGGCGAAGGCUUUCACACGGGAUUCUGGCAUGACAGGGGGCGCCACCGAGCGCCACGACCAACUGGAUCGGGAAUGUUUGUCGCUGCAGUCAUUCGCAGGUGAAGACAGUUUCUCCGCCAGCCAUGCAUCCGCAGAUGCCGUCAACGCACGGGUAAAGUUGGAGCCGGGUCGGCAAGAGGAGGAGGAGGAGGAGGAGGAGGGGGAGGAGCUCGCGGCCCUACAGCCGGCUGUGACCUCUAUAGGACGGAUGGGAGGCGUUAGCGUAGCCGGUGACAGCCAUAGAGAGGCGAUGCGACAGGAGAGGCUCCUACGGAGACUGCGGCGUACAAGCGCAGCGUCCGCCGCGGCCGACCUCUCUGCCCACGCUCGAGAUCGAGCCUUCGCUGUCGAUGCAGCCCCGUAUAGACGCAGCGCGAAGAAAGCCGCCAGUGUCCACGAAAUCAGCCGAAGUUGCGGCAGCGCGACGCCGCCAGGGGGCAGCACGCGCCCGCGUGAUCCAGACGGGGCGAUGUCUUCGCAGACGCCGUCGAGAGACGGGAGAUAUCUGCGUAGCUGUAAGUCGCUGAGCGGGCCAGCUAAGCCGUCGUCAUCAUCCUCAUCACUGCUGCAGCGCAUUCUCAGCCCGUCGCAGGACAGCGGUGGCGCCACCACGGCCGCAUCACGCAUCCUGGCCAACGUGGCCGCGUGCUGCCCCCGCAAGGUGGCGCCACCGUCGUCGCCGAUGCUGCAGCACAUCCUCGCGCAGCGCGGCGACGAGGCGAACGGUGGCGCCCUCGCCGACUCGCCCGCAACCUCGCUGCUGCAGAGCAUCCUCUGCGCCGCGAGAGAGGGCGCCGGUGAGGCAUCACGCACCACCGGAGGAGGCGCCACUGUAGCGUCGCCCGCGACUCACUCGAGCGAUGGUCGCCGCGGCACGGCACGAACGUGGACAAGCAAUCUCCAGAAGCUGCUGAUGGAUCCCGUGGCUUCCUCCUCCUCUUCCUCAUCCUCGUCGUCAGCUGCCGUCAGCUUCGCGGCGAGGGGAUGCUCACCCGUGCUCAAAUCCCUGCUGACCGGUGGUGGCGGCAGCGGCGGCGGCGGCAUUACGGCCACGCAGCACAGCCGGUCACUCGCAACGACCCCGCUCGAUCGCACGCCGGACGACGCGGGACAGCUGCUCGAGUGCGUGCUCUGCAGUUCCAAGUUUGUCACCCAGGAGGCGCUCUUUCUCCACUCCGUCUCGCUGCAGUGCGUCAAGGGCGAUAUGGCGAUGGACGCUGCCGCCGCCACGGCUCCCUCUCCGCAGGAGCGCGUUGACCCCGACGAUUAUGCGUACGGUGACCCAGGGGUCGCACCGUCGCUGCGUCGGCUGCUAGACGCAUCCGCGGCGACAGUGUCGCGUCUACCUGAGCCGGAUGCGUGGCCGCCCGCCGCCCCCGCAGUCCGGGUCAAGGUCGAGCCAGGGGUCACGGGGAUGACGGGCGCACCGAACCUGCUCGCGAUUCUGCGAGCAGGCGAGUCUGAGACGCAGCGAGGCAUGGGCGAGACGCAGCGAGGCGUGGGCGAGAUGCAGCGAGGCGUGGGCGAGACGCAUGCGAGGCGCCACGACACGAUUGCUCGCUAG